AUGAAGUCAUUAACCGAGCAUUCGUACCGAACAGAAAACUACCCUCCUCCAUACACAUCCUUACCACCAACACCCCCUCAAACACCCCAAUCAUUCGGCCACGGCGCCCCUUCGAGUUACCAAUUCCAGUACUCUAAUUGCUCCGGAAAGCGGAAAGCACUACUGAUUGGUAUCAACUACUUUGGGCAGGCCAACCAGCUGAAAGGAUGCAUCAACGAUGUGACGCAAAUGUCGAUUUAUCUCAACAGUGCCUACGGCUAUCGUCGGGAGGAUAUGGUGAUACUGACGGAUGAUCAAAGUAAUCCGAUGAGUCAGCCGACGAAGGCAAAUAUCAUUCGAGCGAUGCAUUGGUUGGUCAAGGAUGCGAUGCCGAAUGAUUCGUUGUUUAUUCAUUUUUCGGGACAUGGGGGUCGGACACCAGAUUUGGAUGGUGACGAAGAUGAUGGAUUCGACGAUGUCAUCUAUCCGGUCGACUACAAAGUUGCAGGUCAUAUCGUGGAUGAUGACAUGCACGAUAUAAUGGUCAAACCACUACGACCCGGCGUGCGACUCACAGCUAUCUUCGACUCGUGCCAUUCGGGAACUGCCCUAGACCUCCCAUUCAUCUACUCUACUCAGGGCGUACUGAAAGAACCAAAUCUAGCCAAAGAAGCAGCCCAAGACCUCUUUAGUGCAUUCACCGCAUAUGGAAAAGGCGAUCUAGGCGGCGUUGCCCAAACGGCCAUCGGAUUCUUCAAGAAAGCCUCCAUUGGCGAUUCGGCGCGUGAGAGGAGGAUGAUGACAAAAACCUCUCCUGCGGAUGUGGUAAUGUUUUCCGGGUCAAAAGAUACGCAGACUUCCGCCGAUACAUUCCAAGGCGGACAAGCCAGAGGGGCCCUGAGUUGGGCUUUCAUUGAGACGUUGCGACAAUAUCCAAAACAGAGCUAUCUGCAGCUGCUGAACAAUAUCAGAGCGAAAUUGGAAAGGAAUUAUUCGCAGAAGCCGCAAUUGAGUUGUAGUCAUCCUUUGGAUGUACAUUUGCUGUUUGUCAUGUGA
This is a messenger RNA of Talaromyces amestolkiae, 1035 nucleotides long. RefSeq lists its product as uncharacterized. The transcript is spliced from 7 exons. Gene Ontology annotation, molecular function: cysteine-type endopeptidase activity. Gene Ontology annotation, biological process: proteolysis. The coding region runs from base 1 to 1035 and encodes 344 amino acids. Lineage: Eukaryota; Fungi; Ascomycota; Eurotiomycetes; Eurotiales; Trichocomaceae. The record is from RefSeq and is a predicted model, not a curated record.